Messenger RNA from Balaenoptera acutorostrata (minke whale), 1203 nucleotides. RefSeq names its product DIM1 rRNA methyltransferase and ribosome maturation factor (gene DIMT1). Gene Ontology annotation, molecular function: rRNA (adenine-N6,N6-)-dimethyltransferase activity. Lineage: Eukaryota; Metazoa; Chordata; Mammalia; Artiodactyla; Balaenopteridae. Gene Ontology annotation, cellular component: mitochondrial matrix. The coding region runs from base 166 to 1107 and encodes 313 amino acids. The record is from RefSeq and is a predicted model, not a curated record. The transcript has 12 exons. Gene Ontology annotation, biological process: rRNA methylation.
GCGCACCACGGAGCAAACCAGUGGGCGGGUCCUCGCCCCUCCCCGAAGUGGCCAGGACCUGUGCUGUUGGUGUGGGCCGGCGAUUCCCACGUGGUGCGGUGACUCGCGGUUGCAGCCUCCGGUCCUCUCUAACUUCCCCGGCCUCUGUACCCGCUGCCUGCAGAGAUGCCGAAAAUCAAGUCAGGGGCGAGCGGCCGGUGCCGCGAACGGCAACAACAACGCCGGGAGCUGAAGAGCGGAGGAGGACUCACGUUCAACACGGGGAUUGGGCAGCACGUUUUGAAAAAUCCUCUCAUUGUUAACAGCAUUAUCGAUAAGGCUGCCUUAAGACCAACUGAUGUGGUGCUGGAAGUUGGACCUGGAACUGGCAAUAUGACUGUAAAGUUGCUAGAAAAGGCAAAAAAGGUAAUCGCCUGUGAACUUGACCUAAGGCUAGUAGCUGAACUUCACAAAAGAGUUCAGGGCACGCCUCUGGCCAGCAAACUUCAAGUAAUGGUGGGUGACGUGUUGAAAACAGAUUUGCCAUUUUUUGAUGCUUGUGUGGCAAAUUUGCCUUAUCAGAUCUCUUCUCCUUUUGUCUUCAAGCUGUUGCUGCACCGACCUUUUUUCAGAUGUGCUGUACUUAUGUUUCAAAGAGAAUUUGCUCUCCGACUGGUUGCAAAACCUGGAGAUAAGUUAUACUGCAGACUGUCAAUUAAUACACAGCUAUUAGCACGUGUGGACCAUCUAAUGAAAGUUGGAAAGAAUAACUUCAGACCACCACCCAAGGUGGAAUCCAGUGUCGUAAGGAUAGAACCUAAGAAUCCACCACCACCUAUCAAUUUUCAGGAAUGGGAUGGCCUAGUAAGGAUCACCUUUGUUAGGAAAAACAAGACACUGUCUGCUGCAUUUAAGUCAAGUGCAGUGCAACAGCUACUGGAAAAAAACUACAGAAUUCACUGUUCGGUCCAUAAUAUUAUAAUACCAGAAGAUUUCAGCAUAGCAGAUAAAAUACAGCAAAUCCUAACCAGCACAGGUUUUAGUGACAAGCGGGCCCGUUCCAUGGACAUAGAUGAUUUCAUUAGAUUGCUACAUGGAUUCAAUGCAGAAGGUAUCCAUUUUUCUUAGGUAUCUGCAGAAGAGAAGUUUCCAAACUCAACAAAGUGGAAUUAUAUAUUCUUAGUAAUUUGAGAAGAUGAACUAUGCUUGGACACUAUGUGCUUG